UGGAGAAAUAGAUCUACAUGACAUGACUAUAACAGGCAAUAAUUUAUGAUGGAAAUAAUUAUUCAAGAGACAAACUCUCAGAGGGACGCCAUUCCUUUGUUGUCAUUCUCUAAUGGUCGACUUGAUUCCAGUUCAGCUGUUAAAGCAAAGCAUUCCCUUUACCAAGAGAAAGGUAUGAAGAGGAGGACACUGGUUACAAAGAUGGACCACAUGACGUACAUUGGUACCAAUUACGAGACUGAGGGAACCAUGAGCACCUUCUCUUUUAGAAAGUAUAUGAUUGGUGUUCUUGAUAAAGAGACUGGUACUAUGGAGUUACAUAAUACUGAUAUAUUUCAUAUGACACCUUAUAUCAAAGAAGUUCAAGGCCAUGCCAGUAACAAAUUAUUUUGAGUCAUGGCCUCCUGCCCAUUAAUUUGUACAUGUACAUGGAUAACAGGCAAACAGUUGA
Molecule: messenger RNA, 451 nt
Organism: Amphimedon queenslandica
Lineage: Eukaryota; Metazoa; Porifera; Demospongiae; Haplosclerida; Niphatidae
Product: DNA-directed RNA polymerase I subunit RPA49-like
Exons: 4
Coding region: 46-393 (115 amino acids)
Biological process (GO): DNA-templated transcription
Molecular function (GO): DNA binding
Source: RefSeq, a predicted model, not a curated record